GUCAACGACUUCCUUCUCGAGCUCGCUGUGGCUGGUGUUACGCUCUCUCACCGCUGCUCUUACAUCUUCUCGACCAUGGAGUCUAAGAAGAGGCCACACGCAGACGAUGGAGAACACUCGCGAGCCAAGAAGCGCGCGGUCUCGGACGACCGUGCCUCGCCGAGUCAUCCUAACGGAACGGCUGUGUCUCAUGGUGACGAGCCAAAAGAAGGCGAUAAUAUCGAGUUGUUUCGGAAGGAGGCCAUAUUCAGGCGCAUGAAGCAUUAUUCACGCGAGGCGGAGAGGAGCCAGGCACGAGUCGCAGACCUAGAGCGACGGUUUAGUACGUGUCGAGCGGGAUUAGCAGCCUUGGAGGUGUGCUGGACGCAGUUGAUUGGCACAAUCCGCUCUCUCGCGAGGCCGGAGGACCUCCCUUCUUUCCCGACAGAGUCCGAAGGUAUCAGUAAACUCGCCGAUCGUCUCGCCCCCGGAGCAGAGCCGGCCUAUGUGGAAUCAUUGCAAAACAAGUUGCAUGAUACGUUGGAGAUAGUCCAGGAGUUUGUUGCGUUGAGUAGCCAAAGUCAUACAGGUCCCUCCAACGAGGAUUUGCUGAAGCAGUGUCAUGAAGCUGAGGCAGAGCGCUCAGCCCUCCGGGGCGAACUAUUGCAUGUUGGGGCGCGGCUUCGUGAUGCUGAAGCAAAGGCGGAGAGGUACCAUGAGCAGCUCUUGGCGGUGGAGAAGCGUGUGGAUAGGUUACAGAGCAAAACCUUGACUCCAAACCACAUUACGAUGAAGGAAGAAUCACUGCGAAGCCCAUCUAUUGAGAACGGAGGAUCGUCUCCUGCGCCGCCGCCGAUAGUCAAUGGCAAUCACAGCGCUGAGUCCGAUGAAUGGCUCGACCUUGCGAAUCUCCGGGAAGCGAAGAUCGAGGAAUUAGUUCGCGAGAAUGGUGAUUUGCGAGUUCGGUUGCAUGAGGCACAGCUACAGCUCAAAAUUCCUUCGGAAGAGCUCGUGACCAACUCCAGCCACUACCAGGUUCUCUUGGAGCGUGCUUCUAGGCUAGAAUAUGCUUCUCAAGAAGCUCAGAUGGAGGCGAGCAAGCUCAAGGAACAGCUGGAUAACCUGACUGCAUCGCGUUCGGAAGUCGAGAGCAACAUGAAGGCCUCACACGAAGCCGCGAUAAACGAGUUGAAGGUUAUGCUCAGUAGACGAGACUCCGAGAGUGCACGACUUCGCGAACAGCGGGAUCAAUACCAGGCCGAAAUCAACGAACGCAGGACUAGAGAGUCAGCCAAGUUCGCUUCCAUCCUGGAGUUCAAGGUGUUGGCAGAGAAUCGUGCGGAACGUAUAGCGGUUCUCGAGUCGGAGAACAAGAGACUGAAAACGCGUCUCGCUGCUCAAGCUAGCGAUGAGGACCUCCUGAAGUUUAUAUGGCAGAGUACUGUUGAAAGUCCGUCUUAUGUGGAGGAUCUCAAGCAGAGGCUACAUGUUGCUGAAGAACGUGCCGCCGCGCUGGAGAAGACUCUUGCUUCGUUGCAAGGUAAUCAUACCGAUAUUGCCAAGAAUGAAGCCGAAACUCGACGCCAGCUUGCCAAAGUUCAGAAACAGCUGGAGAGGUAUCAAGCUAUCUAUGGCGAUGCGUCGACGAUGUCCGCGGACGCCACGCACUUGUCGGAACAGCUGCAACGCAAGCAGGAGGAGCUGGAUAAGCUGGCCCUCCAGGAUCAGCAGCGUGAGCUGGCGGAGUCGGCGUUAUAUGCAGAGAUAGACAAGUUGUCUGCUGCGUGGGAAGGCCUUGAUCGCCAAGUCAAGAACAAGGUUUUCGACCUCUCCAACCUAGAAGAGCGAGUAACCAAGCUCACCACCGAGAGGGCGAAGUCGGAGAACAAGUUCUAUCAGUGCAUGCGCGAUAAAGACGCUUUGGAUUCAGAGCGCAAGAGGCUUUCGAUGAACCUCGAGAAGGCGACAAAGGCCAUCGAUAAACUUACCGAGAGCGAGAAGAGCCUUACGCUUCGUGUGGCCGAUCUGGAGAAGGAACUUGGACUGUAUAAGAAGCUGGCAGACAAGCAGCGCGAGCGAGGGAGUGCUCUUGAAGCCGACCUUGCUGAUUGGCAGACACGCGCUCGACUAGAGCUCAGGAAUGCAGAAGAGAUGAAGGCUACAUUCCAGGAGCAAACACGCAAUCUCAAUGAGAAGCGAGAGGAGCUCCGGAAGCUAGAGGAGAGCCUCCUCAAGAGCAAGAAGGACGCAGAGAAACAGGCGGCGAAGCUCAAAUCUGUAUCCGUCAUUUCUGACCCGACCGCCAAGGAGACCCAGGUACAGAAAGACCUCGCGAAGUGCAUGGAGCUGCUCAAGUGCUCGACAUGUCAGAUCAAUAUGCGCAAUACAGUGAUCACGAAGUGCAUGCAUACGUUCUGCAAGCAAUGCGUCGACGCCCGUAUAUCAACGCGACAACGCAAGUGUCCGGCCUGCAACCUUGCGUUCUCUGGGGGCGAAGUCAACACCCUUUAUUUUCAAUAAUGGUCACGCAUUUGCGCGUGGUACGGGACGCCGGUUAUCUUGUCAUGGAUCUUUUGCUUUUGGUGUACCUUAUUACAUACAUUCGCUCUCAUCCCUUUAUUCCUUCCCUCAUGCUCUGUGUCGCCUUUCAAUGAAUCCCUCCUCUCAUUCGAACGGCAUCUCACCGACAGGAUUAACUGAUUUCGAAUCCUUCAUGC
Molecule: messenger RNA, 2696 nt
Organism: Dichomitus squalens LYAD-421 SS1
Lineage: Eukaryota; Fungi; Basidiomycota; Agaricomycetes; Polyporales; Polyporaceae
Product: BRE1-domain-containing protein
Exons: 16
Coding region: 76-2499 (807 amino acids)
Cellular component (GO): HULC complex; nucleus
Molecular function (GO): metal ion binding; ubiquitin protein ligase activity
Source: RefSeq, a predicted model, not a curated record